This is a messenger RNA of Amblyraja radiata (thorny skate), 3218 nucleotides long. Its product is annotated as cytosolic phospholipase A2 zeta-like. Gene Ontology annotation, molecular function: calcium ion binding; calcium-dependent phospholipid binding. The coding region runs from base 1 to 2406 and encodes 801 amino acids. The record is from RefSeq and is a predicted model, not a curated record. Gene Ontology annotation, cellular component: ruffle membrane; vesicle; cytosol. The transcript is spliced from 20 exons. Gene Ontology annotation, biological process: glycerophospholipid catabolic process. NCBI's taxonomy places the organism in Eukaryota, Metazoa, Chordata, Chondrichthyes, Rajiformes, Rajidae.
AUGUUGAAAAAUGAGCAACAACCCUACUACAACUUAACGGUGAAAGUUCUCCAGGGAAGGAAUAUUGUGAUGGAAGAUUUCAUGAGUGCAAAAGACUGUUACGUCUCCUUGCACCUCCCCACCGCAUCUGUAGUCGACUACAGGACAAAAAGCAUCAACGAUCUGCAGUGGAAUGAAACCUUCAAUUACAAGAUCCAGGGCAUUAUAAAGAAUGUAUUGGAGCUCUCCAUCUACACUGAAAACGUCAAGAUGACAAAACAUCUGUCGUCAGUAGCUUUUGACAUUGGGAAAAUUGAACUUAACCACAGUAUGAACACCACCAUAGACCUGAAGGAUGACCAACAACUGCAAGUGGAGUUUCGCUUAGAAAAAUCUGACGAUCCUCCAAACGAGAUCAUCACCAACGGUGUGAUUGUGGCACAGCCCUGUACUUGUGUGCAGACUAACGUGAGGAAUGCCAACAAUGUCCACGUGGCAGGCACAGGUGUUAAUAUUCAGUAUAAUGUGUUAAUGAAUGUGGAUGGAUCCGUUGAGCAGGAGCAAGUCACCACUCGCAAACCGCUCGCAAAUCCAGUGUGGAACGAAAGGUGUUCCUUCCACAUCAACAGCAACUUGGACCCGCAAUUGAAGAUCGACCUCAUUCAGAGCAGUACUGAAUUGCAGGAGGACAUGAGUGUUGAAAUGUCGAAGGAGACCUAUGUGGUGGGCUCGGGCUCCGUGCCACUGCGGCAGCUUCCUCUGGGGAAGAACAGGGGUGUUUCUUUACCCCUGGGACAGGAGCAGACCGUUGACCUGCAGCUGAAGGCCCAGAAAUGCUUUGAAGAUCUCGAUGUACGCCUCAGCUUUGAUAUUGCUGAGCCCGAAAAGGAGUUCCUUGCAAAGAGAAAGAAGUUGGUGGCGAGGGCACUGGCGAAGGUGCUCAAGUUGACAAAGAUACCCAAGAGCAGUCAGGCACCCAUCAUUGCGAUCCUUGGCUCGGGCGGUGGGAUGAGAGCGAUGACCUCCCUCUAUGGGAUCCUGCUGGGACUGCAGGAACUGCAGCUGUUGAAUUGUAUCACCUACAUCUUCGGAGUGUCGGGCUCUGCCUGGUGCAUAUCUCAUCUGUACCAGGAUUCCGAAUGGUCUCUCAAGGACAUCAGAGAGGCAAUUAAGAGAAUCAAGCCACACGUAACCAGGAGUAAGAGUUUUGCUCUGUCCAAGGAUCGGGUAGGGUACUACAUUAAUGCCCUGGCGGAGAGGAAUCGCUCAGGCUAUAGUGUGUCCAUUCCAGACCUGUGGGGACUCAUCAUCGAGUCAUUUAUAUACGGGAAGGAGAAUAAGACUAAGCUGUCAGACCAACAGAGAGCAGUGAGAAGGGGCCAGAACCCAUAUCCUGUCUACGCCAGUCUAAAUGUGAAGAGCAAUGUCAGCGCCAAAGAUUUUGGAGAAUGGUUUGAGUACACUCCUUACGAAGUGGGAAUUCCCAGAUAUGGAGCUUAUAUUCCAGUCCAGCAUUUUGGCAGCAAGUUCUUCAUGGGAUACCUAAUAAAGAAGUUUCCUGAAACAAGAAUCAGCUUCUUGAACGGCCAGUGGGGAAGUGCUUUUGCAGCAAAUCUGGAUGAGGUCCUGAGGGAGCUGAUCGGGCCUACCAACACCUGGAUGCGGAGCCUGCGCGAUGCUAUCAGCGGAAGAGAGAUACCCAGCGAUUCGCCUGAAAUCCACAUGCAGAUGACCAUUCCACAGGGCAUGUUGGACGCUCUGAUGAAGAACCUAUUUGUAUCACGCUUGACAACAUCAGAAACCAACAACUUCAUGAAGGGGCUCUUCCUGCACCAAAAGUAUGACGAGAAUGACAAUUUCAAAUGCCGGGAAGUUCAAAGCCGCACCAUAUCUCCCAAUCAGCUAACCCCAAUGGAAAAUCUGCUGCACCUGGUCGACGCUGGAUUUUCAAACAAUUCGGCGUUUCCUCUUGCCCUGCAGUCACAGAGGCACAUUGAUGUCAUCCUGUCUUUUAGUUUUAGCCGCGGAUCGCCAUUCAAGGUUUUGAAGAAGACUGAGCAAUACUGCAUGGAAAACAAUAUCCCUUUCCCAAAGAUUGAUGUUACAGACUUACUUGAAAGAAGCCUGCAGGAAUGCUACAUCUUCAAGGAUGAAAACAAUCCCAAAGUUCCAAUUGUGAUUCACUUCCCUCUCACAAAUGCCACAUUCCGAAACUACGUAUCCCCAGGGACAGAACGGCUGUCGAAUGAGGAGAAAGAUUAUGGCAGUUUUGUCCUGGAGGCUGAGAAUUCUCCAUACAAUACUCUGAACUUUACAUACACUGCUACUGAUUUUGACCGGCUGAUUGAUCUGUGUGGCUACAAUGUGAUGAACAAUAAGAACCUGAUUCUGAUGGUCUUCAAGGAAGCAUUGGCGAAGAGGUACUAAUCCUGGCCGACUGAAUACUGAAGUUGGUACUGAGCAAUGAAUCGCUACUCUCCAUUUGUGUGUGCCUUCAAGGUGAAUCAGAGGUCUGUCUUUGUGCACUGGGUUACAGGGCACUGCUCUCAAGCCUUGCUCCUCCUUGCAGAGUCCUUCUCCAGUAUUCUGAUUCACCCUUUCGAUCAAUUCGCAAUUUGAUCAAUCCUAAUUGGGAAGUCACCUCCCCAACAAUGCAGCAAGUGCCUGAAAUGGACUCCUUGCUCCACAGUUCUUGAACUCUAUUUCAUUACAGCUCAAGUAUACGUGACAAGCAGUGUUGUUAUAUCUUGUACAAACAAUAAAGAUAACUGUAGCUAUCCACACAUGCCCCAUUCACAGCCAACAUUUGCCAUCUACAAAUCUACAGUGGGAAGGUUUUCUUUUUGGCUUUGUUAUCUUUGCCCACUUUGAAAUACUCCUUCAAGUCAAGCCGUCAGCUGCAAAGAGGUGUUGGUUAUAAAUGCCGGCAGAUCCAACAAAGUUUUGCUGUACUGUACAAUGAACUGUAAAUGUUAUUAAUGGAAGUCAGUACAGUUGAGUGCUAACUUCUGCUUUAAUGGAGUGAUUUGGAUAUAACUAGCAGAUUUGUUUCUUUAACUGACAUGGGUCGUGUACAAGCUGAGUGUGAUAACUGCCGUUAUAGAUUGGGCUGCUGUCGUGGUAGCCCCCCCGGGAGCAGAUGUCCACACAGAUGAAUUUGGUUAAGAAUGUUGCCUUUAGAUUUUUAAUAAGGAUUUUAUAACCUGCCAAAAAGCAAUAAAACUGUUGUGUACUAUCAA